Xiphophorus hellerii (green swordtail) is the source of this 3547-nucleotide messenger RNA. Its product is annotated as B-cell receptor CD22-like. Lineage: Eukaryota; Metazoa; Chordata; Actinopteri; Cyprinodontiformes; Poeciliidae. Gene Ontology annotation, biological process: cell surface receptor signaling pathway; immune response. Gene Ontology annotation, molecular function: transmembrane signaling receptor activity. Gene Ontology annotation, cellular component: external side of plasma membrane. The transcript has 13 exons. The record is from RefSeq and is a predicted model, not a curated record. The coding region runs from base 480 to 2000 and encodes 506 amino acids.
UAAAGUAAUGGCCUAUGUCUAUUUUUCUUGCCAGAAGAGAUUUUUCACUUUUGGUAAAAAAAAAAACAAACCAAAAAAAAACAACUAAGGCCAUUAUUUUAGGAGGGUGACAAUAAAGGAAGUAGUUUGCACAAGAUACUUGUGCAACUUCAUCUUUUUGCAGGCGAAAAACAAGUUUAGUUAAAAUGUGAAUGUGUGUGAUUGAGCUUUAAAAACUCUAAAUUCAUUCAACAAACCCAUCAAAUUGAGAGCUUUGUACCUCUGCUAGGUACAUGGGACCUAACAGAGGUACAACUAGAUAGGACGUAUAAAUAUAUUGAGCAACUGCUGCUGUCAAAGCUGCUGCAGUUUUUAAAACUCUGCGUAAUGGGAAGGAAACACGUAGGCAGCUAUAAAGAAGAAGUAUUCUUGAAAUUUCACUUUUUUCACAAGAUAGAAGAUUUCCUGGUUAUAGUUGUUCAGCAGGUUGAGAUGCGGGGAUGGGAAACACUUGGCUUUACGUGCUAUUCUUGUUCAGUUUAUUCAUCAGUGGAUACGCCAAAGUUCCCAAUCGAGCCAAUGUGACCCUGACACCAAACUGGCCUCUGAUAUAUAAAGGUGAGGGAGUUACUCUCCAGUGUCAGAUCCCAGGAGGAGAAGGAACAAAGUGGACGUAUGAAUGGAGAAGAACCAGGUUAAAUGAAACUCAAACAUCCCAGGACCGUAGGUUGACCAUACAUUCAGCUAAAGAGUCUCACAGUGGAGGAUACAGCUGCAGAGGAACAAGUGGAGAUGGCUCAACAGACUGGAGCGAUGUUGUCGUGUUAACUGUGUAUCAACUCUCUGUGUCUCCAUCAUGGCUGAGUCCUGGAGCCUCAGUGACUCUGAUCUGUGAGGUUGAACAUCCACCUGCAGGAACCAGGUUCUUCUGGUACAAAGCUGUUCCUGAUCCAUCAAGCAGAUCCUACAGCUAUGAGCUGCUGCCUGGCAGCUCUGAUGGGACUGAUGAGAAUUUCUACAUUGUUCAUGGACUCACUAGCACAGCAGGUUAUGUGUGUAAAGCAGGAAAUGGAAAACCAAAAUACAGAGAUCCAAGUUUUGUCUGGUCAGCAGAUCCUCGUCCAGCAGCUUCUCUCUCAGUGAAUCCUGACAGAGUUCAACACUUCAUCUCUGACUUUGUGUCUCUGAGCUGUGAGGGAAACUCUGCUGACUGGAGAGUGAUGAGGUUAACAGAAAGAGGCCACCUGUCAGACUGCUCCAUCUGGGGGACAAUGACUGGAUCUAUAUGUACCAUCAAGAUAAACUUGUCUGUUAGUGGAGUGUUCUGGUGUGAGUCUGGAUCAGGAGAGUUCAGCAAUGCAGUGAACGUCACUAUACAUGACAGUUUUUUUUUUAAUACAAUCCUGGUGAGCCCUGUUCAUCCUGUGACUGAAGGAGAUCCUGUUACUCUGAGCUGCAAACACAAAACACAACAAUUUCUCUCCAAAGUGUUUUUCUAUCACAAUGAUAAACUCCUCCAGAAUGGCAGCAGAGAGGAGCUGAAGAUCUCUGCAGUGUCAAAGUCAGAUGAAGGUUUCUACAAAUGUCAACAUUCAGGAAAAGAGUCACCAAGGAGCUGGAUGUCUGUUAGAGCAACUGUAUCCAGUCCUGUCAUGUUGAUCGUUGGACCAGUUGUUGGAAUCGUUCUCAUUAUUCUCAUUAUUCUCCUGAUCUUGUUGUGGCGCCGCAGACGGUCCAAAGGUUUGUGGUGUAUCAGAUCGAAGCAGUCAGAGGGCAGAGGUCAAACCUCACACACCGACCAUGGAGUCAACAACACUGACGGUCAUGAGAACAGCUCUCCUCCUCAUGAUAACACCAACCUCUACGCGCCAGUCAAGUCCUCUGAAACGACAGGAAAUGCUGCAGAUGAAGCCAGAGAUGUCACGUACUCUCACAUUGAACUGAAAGACAUUGACAGGACGAGGAGGCCUCGUAAAGCAGAGGAGAGCACCGUUUACUCUGAAGUGAAGUUGCAGGAGUAGGAUGAGAAUAAACUGAAAGACCAGAGGAGUCCUGCAGCAGCAGAGUCAGUAGUUUAUUCAGAAAUCAGCUCAGGAUAACAACACUGCCUCGUAAGAUGCAUGAUGUGACGGCUCUUCUAAAAGUUAUUACGAGUUAAAACUCAUCACAUCCUUCAAAAUCCCACUUAUUCCACAUGUUAAUGUUGGGAAUCCAUUAAGGAAGCUAUUUUAUGAAAUUAUUGUAAGAGCUGAAAUGCAUUUUCUUAAAUUCUUUGAUUUUGAUUUAUAUUUGCUGGUGUAAAAUUUGAAGCACAGCAACCUCUCUUUAAGCUGAUAGUUUUUCUUUAAUGCUUUGAAGGUUUGGAUGUAAAUGCGUUCUGUCGCAAAAUGCAGCAAAGAAAGAAAAUGUGAAACGUACAUUUUUUGUAGCGUUUUUGAUUUACAAUGUUUUUAAAUGUAUCAGUUGUUACUAUAAGCUCUCUGUUUCUUUUUCAAAUUUUGGUAGAAUUGGUGUUUUCAUAUUUUCAUAGUUUGUCUUUUUAUGGUCUGAGCCGUGUUUUCAUUUGCUACCUCAUCACAUUGGUAGCAUAGCAGUUUAUAUACAAACAUACAACAAUUAUCCAACUGCACAGUCAGCUUUGCAUUUAAAAUGUGAUUUUAAAAUGUGAACUUUAUAGUUUUUCUGAGCCAUUAAAUCAACCGUAUCGUGAAGUAAGAUCUGUCAAAACCCGUAUAAUUAAGUUUGAACACCUGAAGUGAUAUAGUUGGAUUUUUCUGAACGGUUUUAUGUUGUCAGUCAUCUGAUUGUGGGUUUAAUCUCACCAGACUUUAUUUAUAACUUUAUUUUAUAAUAAAGUGCAAUAGAUUUUAUUUAAUAACAUUUCACAGCUGUUUUACUUCUAGGAAACCAACUAAUUUAAAUUAGUUCCUCCCAAUCUGCAAAAGCAAAAAAAAAAAAAGAGCAGCCAGUAGUUCAUUAUCGACUGCUAAAAGCAUGUGAUUGGUUGCUAAAAUACAUACAUUAAAUAUUUGUUUGGCAUAUAUUUGACACAAAAAAAAUCUACAAAAAUAAACAUUUUUUUCAAGAAUGGUCAAUUUAAUUUUGUGUCAUUAUUCCAGAAUCAAGUCAACUUCUGGAAAUAAUUCAAAUACUGAAACACUGAGCAGAGGCAAUGAGUAAAAUCAUGAGCGAUCAUCAGGCAGUACAUUCAGAUAGGAAGUUAAAGUACUUAAGUCAAUCAAAUGGUCUAAUACUUUACUGAUUUUUUUAUAAAACUACACAACACUGAAUCAGUUCAAUUAACUUUAUUUAGACAGUGCUUAUUCACAACAAAAGUCAUCUCAGGGCACUGUACAAAAAAACAAAGCAAACAAGUGCAAUUCAAAUCCUGCUGGAUCUGUUGGUCAUUUUCACUCUAACACAGUGAUGUGAUAACCUAUUACGUUUGAACACUGAAGUAAGCAAGAUGUGAAUGACGUUUAUAAAACGUUGAACACCAAAAGUUAAUAAAUAAAACUGUAUGAUGAAGGUAAAAUUGUCAAUAAUCUGAAUAAAAAACUCGAUGGUU